ACUCCCAUCAUCCCUGACUGUUGACGAAGGUGGCUAGGAAUGAUGGGAAUUGGAGUCCAAAGACAUCUGGCGGGCUGCGUUCCCCUCCCCCCGCCACAGGACCAAGGGAUACGACAUGCUUCCGUAGAAAGAGAGCUGAAGCGAGAAAGUAUCAUAGGCGCCGGGAGUGGAAGGGUUGGAACGGGGGGCUUGAAUCAGGAAUGAGACUGGAGGGUGACGCCAAUUUGGGCCUUCAUGAGUCGGGUGGGUGUUAGGCGUCUAAAGCAGUGCCUGCACGGGGAUCCCAACCCGCCUCUUGGCUCUGCCUUUCCCUUUCCCGAGGGGGUCGUCGUGCCUCAAGGCGAGGCCGAUUUCCGGGGUCUUCAAGGAGUCUGAGGCGGAGGGAGGCGGAGCUCCCGCUUCGUUUGAGGGGCGGAAUUCGGCGGCGGCGGCGGCGCUGCCAUGCGGAUUCGCGGAGGAAGCAGCCCCGCAGGGGAUCCUCGGCUGAAGCAUCGGAUUAAGCAGUACCUGAAGAGUAACAAAUGUGGCAAGUAUGUUGACAUUGGAGUUUUAGCUGCUGAGCUACAGAAGACAUACAGUGCUGAUUAUGGACGAAGAAAAAGAAAUGCCUUUAGAAUACAGGUAGAGAAAGUUUUUGGGAUAAUCAACGAUGAGCUGAAGUCUGAAGAUUUAGCUGCUCUAGAGGAUGAACAUCUGGCGAAGAAAGCAAGACGCAAAGGGGAGGAAGAUGAUUCAGAAAGCUGCAUGGAUACUUCGGACACUGACACAGGACUCCCACCCUCAAAUCACAUGAAUUCAUCUUUGUUGACCUUAUACCGGAAAGGAAAUCCAGAUUCUCUUCCAGCAUCUCCCAAGAGUUCGCAGACAAUGUCCAGCACUCCUUCACAGAAGCCUGGAUUGAAUAGGCUUCCCACUCAAGCGCCAUCAGAUACUAGGAUCUCAGAAGGUGGCUGGUUUAUUGAUAAAACCCCAGACAGGAAAGAGGAAAACUUUUUUAUCGACCUUUGUGCAGAAGAAAGCGAUGGUUCUAAACAGAUGGUUGAGGAUUCAAAAGACAUUUCCUUUCUGGAGAAACCCAAGAGGAAGAGAAGUAAAAGGAGGAACGAAUCUCAGGAAGUAGAUGAAGAAAUAGAAUCUGCUUUGAGAAAACAGAAGAUUAAACAGAAAGGGUUUGAGCUGAGAACUUCUUCCGUGAAGUUUGAGGAUAUAGGAGGCAAUGAUGACACUCUGAAGGAAGUGUGCAAGAUGCUGAUACAUAUCUGUCAUCCUGAAGUAUACAACUAUUUAGGAGCUGUUCCACCGCGAGGAUUUCUCUUGCAUGGACCACCAGGGUGUGGGAAGACGUUAUUAGCUCAGGCAAUCGCUGGGGAGCUUGAACUGCCAAUACUCAAAGUAGCUGCUACUGAGAUUGUGUCGGGAGUGUCAGGUGAAUCGGAACAGAAGCUAAGGGAACUGUUUGAGCAAGCUGUGGCCAAUGCUCCAUGCAUCCUCUUCAUAGAUGAAAUUGAUGCUAUCACACCCAAGAGAGAAGUUGCCUCAAAGGACAUGGAGCGGAGAAUUGUAGCGCAGCUUCUGACUUGCAUGGAUGACUUGAAUAAUCUGGCUACUGCUGCUCAGGUCCUAGUAAUUGGGGCAACCAACAGACCAGACUCACUGGACCCAGCUCUGCGACGUGCAGGAAGAUUUGAUCGAGAGAUUUGUUUGGGGAUUCCGGGUGAAGCAGCCAGAGAGAAAAUUCUGAAGACAUUGUGUCGAAAACUUAGAUUGCAGGAAUCUUUUGACUUUGGUCAUUUGGCUCAUUUGACCCCAGGCUACGUCGGUGCUGAUCUCAUGGCACUGUGCCGUGAAGCUGCAAUGUGCACUGUGAAUAGAGUUCUCAUUAAGCUGGAGAUGGAGCAGCACAAAGUCCUGAGAAGUAAUGAAAGGCCAUCUGGACAAGACAUGGAAAAGGAUACUGAAGAGCUUGUAAGACAGGUUAUCAAAGAGCCAGAUCUUCCCACUAUGGAUGAAUUGCAGAGGCUACUCCAGUUGCUAAAGGAACCGGACCCCCUUGGGGAAGAUCAGCUGCAAAAGCUAUGCAUUGAGUUGAAUGAUUUCAUUGUUGCGCUCUCUUCGGUGCAACCCUCUGCCAAGAGAGAAGGCUUUGUUACAGUCCCCGAUGUGACGUGGGCGGAUGUGGGCGCCCUGGAGGAUAUUCGGGAGGAGCUCACCAUGGCAAUACUGGCACCCGUGCGGAAUCCUGAGCAAUUCAGAGCCCUUGGCCUCUCGGCUCCAGCUGGUGUGCUGCUUGCUGGCCCUCCUGGUUGCGGCAAAACGCUACUUGCUAAGGCUGUGGCAAAUGAGUCUGGACUGAAUUUCAUAUCUGUGAAAGGCCCUGAACUGUUGAAUAUGUAUGUGGGGGAAAGCGAACGUGCUGUACGUCAGGUUUUCCAGCGUGCAAGGAAUUCGGCGCCUUGUGUCAUAUUCUUUGACGAAGUUGAUGCUUUGUGUCCCCGGAGAUCAGACCGUGAGUCGGGUGCCAGUGUCCGUGUAGUGAACCAGUUGCUAACAGAGAUGGAUGGCCUGGAAUCUCGUCGUCAGGUUUUCAUUAUGGCAGCCACCAACAGGCCAGAUAUUCUAGAUCCAGCUAUUUUGCGCCCAGGAAGACUGGAUAAAACACUCUACGUUGGUUUGCCACCACCUUUGGAUCGCCUUGCCAUUCUAAAGACUAUUACUAAAGGUGGAACCCGACCCCCGCUUGACACUGAUGUGGACCUUGAAGAAAUUGCUAAUAAUCCCUGCUGUGAUAGCUUUACGGGAGCAGAUCUUUCAGCUCUAGUGCGGGAGGCUUCUGUCUGUGCCCUGAAAGAGGAGAUGGCAGUGCUGAAUGCCACAGACAGGAAAGGAGAACUCAAGAUUGCCAGAAAACACUUCGAAGCAGCUUUCAAGAAAGUUAAAUCUUCUGUAUCGAGAAAGGACCAAAUAAUGUAUGAAGAGCUGCGCAAGUCACUGAGCAGGUGAUAGCUGGAUCAUCCCUAACACCCAACAUGUUGCUUAACCUGAGGACCUCUCCCAGUGGACUAUUUUCCAGAAGCAUCUUCAUGGAUUAGACUUAACCUUGGCUUUGCUUGCCUGCCAAUCUCAACAUUGCUGGACUCCGUUUCUGAGAGAAGUUCUAUCACGUUGUAUAGUAAUUAACAUUUGGCCACAACCUUUCAAACUGGUCUCCAGGAUAUGGCCAGAAGAUACAUGAUGUGGCCAUCCGGCUGAAGCUAAGCAGCCCUGGAUCUGGUCAGAAACCCCAUAUAUGCCAUGGAUUCUGUGAUGGAAGAAAGUGCAAGAUGUAAAUGUUGUUUUAAAAAUAUGCCACUAUGAGACAUUUUUUAGUGUCCUGCCUGUAAACUGAACCGGUUAAUACACAAAGAAGCAAUAGCAAGUCAACCUACCGCAUCAAGCCUAGCCCAGAUAGCAAGGAUGGGGGACCUGUGAUGCUCUAGAUGUUGGGGCUGUAGUUUCCAUCAGCCCCAGAGAGCAUGGCCAAUUUCCAGGGAUGGUGGGAGUUGUAAUCCGACAUUGGGCUGCAGGGUGGGCACAAGUUCUCUAUCCCCGUCUUACCCCACAGACAGGAAAACAGCCAGGCUGGUAAUAGGAGUAAUGUUACCAUGCCACCUACUACGCCCUUCCAAAAAAAAGUGGGCAGCAGGGCCCAGCUGAGGAGAGGGGAAAUUAUGCUGUUGGGCAAGCAGAAAUGCUUUCACUGGCAGACAAAUAUCCUUAAAACUACAUUGAAAACUUAAGGAAAAACAGCUUUUUCUCUGUGGGGAAGCUUCACGUUAUUUAAAGAAGUCUGCUUGUUUGCUUUCAAAAAUACCACAUUCUUUCCCAUACUAGUUUUAUGUGUAUUACUUAAAACAAGGGAAUAUUAGGAAAAAUUGGGUGCAGUGGGCUGAAGAAGCAAGACUAAAGCCAAGCGCCUGUAGGAUCUGUCAUUUGAUCCACCCAUGACCAAUCCAGACAAUGCAAAGGAGAUCCUCACAGCAGUGUACAAGGACUUUUAGAUAGCAACCAUUAAUCAGCUGCAUAGGUGUCCUAAGAACAUGGCUUUAUUAUUGCAAAAUCUUCUGCUUCCCACACAUAGAAAGCACACAGACUUUGCUUUUCCAUGUGGUCUGGUGUGAAAGUCAGAUAUGAUUGGAUUUUUUAAAAAUGCAUUUGUUUUCAAGCAUCAGCAAAACAGUAAAACAAAAAAAGUUAAUCGAGAAUAAAUAAUACAGAGCUUGUAUUACAGAGAAACAGCCAUCUGUAAUGUGUUCCUCAAAGAGGUUCAGUGUUCAGUUCAGGAUGCAUUUCCAUAGAUUACUGGGUGUUAAGGAAUGCAUCCAUAUUCCAAUGUAUUUGUGUACAUAAUAAAGCACAUUUCAUAAAAACUG
Messenger RNA from Podarcis muralis (Common wall lizard), 4409 nucleotides. RefSeq names its product nuclear VCP like (gene NVL). Gene Ontology annotation, biological process: ribosome biogenesis. Lineage: Eukaryota; Metazoa; Chordata; Lepidosauria; Squamata; Lacertidae. Gene Ontology annotation, cellular component: nucleus. Gene Ontology annotation, molecular function: ATP binding; ATP hydrolysis activity; RNA binding. The record is from RefSeq and is a predicted model, not a curated record.